Molecule: messenger RNA, 4004 nt
Organism: Chiloscyllium plagiosum (whitespotted bambooshark)
Lineage: Eukaryota; Metazoa; Chordata; Chondrichthyes; Orectolobiformes; Hemiscylliidae
Source: RefSeq, a predicted model, not a curated record
UUUGUGUUGGUCCAGGAGAACAGAACAGCAUUGCACUGGGCAGUUGCAGGUGGGAAUGAAGAUGCCGUGAAGCUUUUACUGUCUCAUAACGCAAAUGUUGACAUUGAGGACAAGUUUGGAAUGACACCAGCCCUUCUUGCAGCCUGGUUUGGUCAUCUUCAACUCUUACAGUUCCUGGUCAAUGCCGGAGCGAAGGUUACCAUCAGGAACUCGAUUGGACAGAGUAUGCACCACUGUGCUGCUCACCAGGGACACCUGAAUAUUAUCUGCUACACAAUGGAGGAGCUACAGGAGGUCCCACUGGACAAACCUGAUGAGGCUGGAAAGACACCAUUACUACUAGCUGCAGAAAAUGGCCAGUUGGACGUAGUGAUGCAUCUUCAUGCCCUAGGCUGUGACCACCAGUUUCAAGACAAGGAAGGAAAUAGCAGUAUUCAUUUGGCAGCGGGACAGGGCCAUGUGCAUGUGCUGGAGAAUCUGAUCGAGGGGGUCUGCACUGAGGUCAAAAACAAGGCUGGACAAACUGCCCUACAUCUUGCAGCGGAAGGGGGUCACUUCAACUGUGUAAAAUUGCUGCUUGACAAUCAAUGUCAGAUCAACGUGUAUUGCAGUCAAAACCUCAAUGCUCUGCACUACGCAGUAAAACAGGGACAUCAAGAUGUCUGUCAUUUAUUGGUGGAAAAAGGGAUCGAUGUGAAUGCAGUGGGUCAGUAUGCCUGCCUCCAUCUUGCAGUGAAACACGGUUUUGCUCAGAUUGUCAGGCUCCUGAUAGCUGCUGGAUGUGACAUCAACAUCAGUGACCACAGGCAGCAGAGUGCUUUACACCUGGCAGUGGAGAGGCGACAGCUCACAAUCAUGGAGAUGCUUCUCAAAGCCAACAUUAAUUUACAGCUUCAGGAUAAGCAGGGGAAGACAGCACUGGAUCUCGCUGUGCGGAGCCAACAUGCUGUUCUGAUUGACAUGAUUAUAAAAAUGGAGAGGUUCAACGCAAGGAAUCUGGAUACUUCAGAAGUUACAGCUGAAGGUCAGGGGGACUCUGUACCGGACCUCACAUUCAACCAUGUGCAGAAUCUGGAUCAUGUCCGCUCUGUGCUUUGGAACUUGGCCACAAAGCACCUGAAGCCAGGUGAUUGGAAGAAGUUGGCAGAGCACUGGGAUUUCUCCAAGAAACACAUCAAAGCUGUGGAGACUCAGUGGACAGGAAGGAACAGUUAUAAGGAGCAUGGUUACCGAAUGCUGCUGAUCUGGCUUCAUGGGAUUAUCACCUUGGGCAAGAAUCCCAUCAAGGAGCUGUAUGAAAGUCUGGUGAAAAUUGAAAAAGCUAAAGUAGCAGAGAAAAUACGUAGACAGGCGAAUACAGAGAAGGAUUCAUCGCAGAAGUGCAAAGUGAUGAUGGGACGACAUGAACUCUUGACUUGGACCUUUGCUGUGCUGAUGAGGAGCGAACACAAUGGAGGAAACAGCUGGACAGUUGCAGGAAAACACUGGCAUCAAAGAAGGAUUCAGAAAAGAUUCAUGAGAAUGGUUCCUGGAAUGGGGGACUUCAGUCCCCAUGGGUAGAUUGAUGCAUCUCCUCCUCAAAAGGGGAGAGCAAGAGCUUGAGAGGAGAUUCGAUGGGAAAUGUGACCAGAACUGUUAGGCUGGAUACAGGAGGAAAAAACGUCCCUCCCAUUUGUCGGAUGAGACCCAAAUGACACUGAUUGAUGGCAAAAGGAGCAAAGAUGACAUGAGACCAAGCCUUUUUCUCAAGACUCGAUAUCAAGUUUAACAAUUAUAGAGCAUGAACGCUUGCUUCCAUGUCUAUUUCCCAUCACCACACCCAGGUCCUGUCAUGACAUGAAUUGCUUUCAAUCUAUUUUCAACAACUCAUAGCUCCCAUUAACACCUAUCUAGUUUCUCCUCUAGCUUAAAUCUCCACGCUUCAGGCUCUCUGCCUUUAUUCCUGAUAAAGGGCUUUUGCCCGAAACGUCGAUUUCGAAGCUCCUGGGAUGCUGCCUGAAUUGCUGUGCUCUUCCAGCACCACUGAUCCAGAAUCUGGUUUCCAGCAUCUGCAGUCAUUGUUUUUACCUAGUUUCUCCUUUACCCUAGUUUACUAUCAAAAUAAUCCCUUUGUCAACCUACCUUUUUUCUCUGACUCUUUCUGGGCUCUCUCCAUGUAUUUGCGCAUGCCCCUCCAUCAAGCUAUACCACCUUUUCCCAGCUAUGGGCAGUUCUGAAGGAGGGUUACUGGACUUGAAAUGUUAACUGUUUUUCUCUCUCCACAGAUGCUGCAAGACCUGCUGAGUUUCUCAAACAAUUUCGAUGCUUUAUUUUUCAGAUUUCCUGCAUCUGCAGUUCUUUAGUUUAUUUUCCAUUUUUUUAAAAAAUGGUUUUAAUCAUAGGAGUUAUUAUAUGCUGUCUGGCAAUGUGAUGGAGAUGGAUCCAGUCCUCGCUUUCGAAAGGGAAUUGGAUGAAUCUCUGAAGAGAGAAAAUGUGCAGAGCUACGAGGAAUGUAUUACAUUCAUUUUUGGUCCCCUUACUUGAGGGAUGUAAUUGCAACGGAGGCAGUUCAAAGGAUGUUCACUGGAUCGAUUCCAGAGAUGAAGGAGCUGUCUCAUAAAAAGAACCUGAAAGGGUUCAGAAAAGACUUAUAAGAAUGUUGCCAGAGUUGAAUGUUUGAUAUAUACAAAAAGGCUGAAUAGGCUAGGGCUAAUUUCCCUGGAACAUCGGAGGCUGAGGGGUGACCUUACAGAGGUUUAUAAAAUCAUGAAGGGCAUGGAUAAUGUGAAUAGCCCUGGUCUUUUUCGCAGGGUAGGUAAGUCAAAAAUUAGAGGGCAUAGGUUUAAGGUAAGAGGGGCAAGAUUUAAAAGACAUCUAAGGGACAACUUGUUCACGCAGAAGGUGGUGCGUGUACUAAAUGAGCUACCAGAGGAAGUACAGGGGGUGAGUACAAUGGAUAUGUGAAUAGGGAAGGAUUAGAAGGCUGAGGCAAAUGUAGGCAAACAGCACUAGAUAAUUCAAGAUUAACAUAGAUGAGUUGGAUCGAAGGGUCUAUUUCCGUGCUGUACACCUCUAUGACUCUAAAAAAGAUUGAACAGUUUAGGCCUAUACUUCCUAGAGUUUAGAAGAAUAAGAGGACAUCUAGUUGAGAUAUAUAAAAUUCUAAAGGGGAUUGAUAAAGUAUGCAAAGAGGGGAUGUUUCUAGAAACUGGGACAAUCUAGAACAAGAGGUCAUAGCUUUAGGAUGAGGAGCGUCAGAUUUAAAACUGUGAUUAAGGGUCUCAAAGGAUCAUGAAUCUGUGGAAUUUACUAACCCAGAGAGCAUGGAUGCCAGGGCUCAGAGUAAAUUUAAAAGGAGAUUAGUUUUUAGUUAGUAAUGGGUUGAAGGGUUAUGGUAGGUGGGCAGGGAAAUGGAAUCGAGGCCGAUAUGAGAUCAGCUGUGAUAGUAUUGAAUGGCAGAGUAGGCUCAAGGAGCUGAAUUGCCUACUCCUGCUCCUUAUGAAAUGUGGGUGUAGAGGGGCUCUGGCUGAGUUGCUGUCUUGGAGUGAAUUGAUCCAAACAUGACAGGCUCCAUGAGCAUCCAUCUCUACUGUAACCUUUAUGAUUUCAUAGCAGUCAAAUAGUGAAGAUACUGCUAAAUGGCUCAGACUACAGUUUAGAGUCCAGUGCAAUGAGGCAUAUCUCAUAGUACCUGUUUUAAACGGUUUCCGGUAUUCUGUGUUGUAUCUUCACAGCUGAGUUUUGUUUUAUUUGUCUGAGUUAACUGAGUGAAAAACCAAAUCAAUAAAACUACUUCAAUGCUCUUGGGUAAAUACAUAACUUCCUAAUGCUGCAAAUGUUCUCGUGCUCAGUAUUUGAAUGAUCCCAUGUUCUUCUGAAUUCAAGCCCUCCUCUUUUUGUAUUGUUCUGUUGUAAAGAGAGAUCUGUGUACCUCUGUACUAUCCACGAUCAGCCUCCUGAAAAUGAUUACCUUGAUGACUGUCCCUGGUUAAAAUGAUUAGGAAAUAAAGGAAGUCUUUUUCUCA